Molecule: messenger RNA, 345 nt
Organism: Neolamprologus brichardi
Lineage: Eukaryota; Metazoa; Chordata; Actinopteri; Cichliformes; Cichlidae
Source: RefSeq, a predicted model, not a curated record
AUGGUGACAAUCAAAGCCAUGGCGAUGGUGAUCGCACUCACUAUUUGUCUGACUGCGAACAGUUCUGACGGCUAUCGUUACUGCUGUCGAAGAUAUAUGACAAGCCGAUUACGAGAUGUUGACAUUAAGGGGUACUCGGUCCAGACUAUUAAGGAGAUGUGUCCCAUUGAUGCCAUCAUUUUCCACACAAAGAAGGGGAAAGCAUGCGCCAAUCCAGCUCUGAAGUGGGUGAUGGACGCUGUUGAUCGUUUAAGGUACAUGAUAGGCAGGUUACAGGACUCCAUCAUCAAGGGGUACUCAGUCCAGACUGAUACAGAGAUGUGUCCCAUCAAUGCCAUCAUGUGA